ACCCCGAGGACGCAGUCAUGCCGGGCGGGGCCGAGGCGGGAGAGGCCGAGGAGGAGGCUGGGGCCGGCUCCGGGUCCGAGGCGGAGGAGGACGCGCUGUGGGAGCGGAUCGAGGGCGUCCGGCACCGGCUGACGCGCGCCCUCAAUCCGGCCAAGCUCACGCCGUAUCUGCGCCAGUGCCGGGUCAUCGACGAGCAGGACGAGGAGGAGGUGCUGAGCACCUACCGCUUCCCGUGCCGCGUCAACCGCACCGGGCGCCUGAUGGACAUCUUGCGCUGCCGUGGCAAGAGGGGCUACGAGGCCUUCCUGGAAUCCCUGGAGUUCUACUACCCCGAGCACUUCACGCUGCUCACUGGCCAGGAGCCUGCCCAGCGCUGCUCCAUGAUCCUCGAUGAGGAGGGGCCCGAGGGCCUGACCCAGUUCCUGAUGACGGAGGUGCGGCGGCUUCGGGAGGCUCGCAAGAGCCAGCUGCAGCGGGAGCAGCAGCUGCAGGCCCGGGGCCGGGUGUUAGAGGAGGAGCGGGCAGGGCUGGAGCAGAGGCUGCGGGAGCAGCAGCAGGCUCAGGAGCGCUGCCAGCGGCUGCGGGAGGACUGGGAGGCAGGCAGCCUGGAGCUGUUGCGGCUCAAGGAUGAGAACUACAUGAUCGCCAUGCGUCUGGCACAGCUCAGCGAGGAGAAGAACUCGGCCGUGCUGCGCAGCCGUGACUUGCAGCUGGCGGUGGAUCAGCUCAAGCUCAAGGUGAGCCAGCUGGAGGAAGAGUGCACACUGCUGCGCAGGGCCAGGGGCCCGCUCCCCGGGGCCGAGGAGAAGGAGAAGGAGCUGGACAGCGCGGACCUGGUCUCUGAGCUGCGUGCCGAGAACCAGCGGCUGACCGCGUCCCUGCAGGAGCUGCAAGACGGCCGGCAGCAGGAAGCAAGCAGGCCGGGGGCCCCAGGCUCAGAGCGCAUCCUUCUGGAUAUCCUGGAGCAUGACUGGCGGGAGGCACAGGACAGCAGGCAGGAGCUGUGCCAGAAGCUGCACGCUGUGCAGGGGGAGCUGCAGUGGGCUGAGGAGCUGCGGGACAAGUACCUGCAGGAGAUGGAGGACCUGCGGCUGAAGCACCGCACACUGCAGAAGGACUGCGACCUCUACAAGCACCGCAUGGCCACCGUGCUGGCCCAGCUGGAAGAGAUUGAGAAGGAGCGAGACCAGGCUAUCCAGAGCCGUGAUCGGAUCCAGCUGCAGUACUCACAGAGCCUCAUCGAGAAGGACCAGUACCGCAAGCAGGUGCGGGGCCUGGAGGCCGAGCGGGACGAGCUGCUGACCACGCUCACCAACCUGGAGGGUGCCAAGGCCCUGCUGGAGGCACAGCUGCAGCGAGCCCAGGGUGGCCCCUGCCUCAAGGCCUGUGCCUCCUCCCAUUCCUUGUGCUCCAACCUCAGCAGCACCUGGAGCCUCAGCGAGUUCCCCUCCCCGCUGGGAGGCCCAGAAGCAGCUGGGGAGGCAGCUGUCGUGGGGGGACCUGAGCCCCACACUUCGGAGGAGGCCACAGACAGCGAGAAGGAGAUCAACCGGCUUUCCAUCCUGCCCUUCCCUCCCAGCGCCGGCUCCAUCCUCCGCCGGCAGCGGGAGGAGGACCCCGCACCUGCUAAGAGCUCCUGCCCCUCCCCGUCCUCUCUGCCCAGGUCCUUUAGCAGCAUGUCAGACAUCACAGGGAGUGUAACGCUUAAGCCCUGGUCCCCAGGGCUCUCCUCGUCCUCGUCCUCCGACAGCGUGUGGCCGUUGGGAAAGCCGGAUGGCCUCCUGGCCAGAGGCUGUGGCCUGGAUCUCCUCAACAGGUCUCUGGCCAUCCAAGUGUCUGGCCGGAGCCCCCCGGGGGGACCUGAGACCCAGGACAGAGGCUCAGACGGCCUGCCGUUUCUUGGGGACAGCUGGUCUGGGGCCACUGUGGUUCGGCGAGUGCUCUCUGGGCCGGGGUCUGCCAGGGUGGAACCAAGAGAGCCAAGGGCAGAGGCCGCUGGCCUGGAGGGGACAGGCCUGGAAGGCGAGGCCCAGCAGAGAACCUUGCCCUGGAACCAGGUGUCCACACUUCCCUUCCUGAUGGACUCCAAGGCUUGUCAGUCCUUCCACAAGGCCCUGGAUGCCUGGGCGAAGGGGCUUGGUGCCGAGCCCUUCUACAUUCGAGCCAACCUCACUUUGCCUGAACGGGCAGACCCCCACGCCCUGUGUGUGAAAGCUCAAGAGAUCCUGCGGCUGGUGGACCCGUCAUACAAGCGGCGGCAGGAGUGGUUCUGCACACGGGUCGACCCCCUCACGCUGCGGGACCUGGACCGGGGCACGGUGCCCAAUUAUCAGAGUGCCCAGCAGCUUCUAGAAGUUCAGGAGAAAUGCCUGCCCUCCAGCCGGCACCGAGGGCCCCGCGGUAAUNUGAAGAAGCGAGCUCUAGACCAGCUGCGGCUGGUGAAGCCCAAGCAUGCCGGGAGCCCUACAGCGGACCCCCCAGAGCAGCUGCUGCUGGAGCCCAGCUCAGAGCCGGAGCGGAGUCUCAAACCCUACAGCCUGGUGCAGCCGCUGCUGGUGCCCGCCCUGCGGCCUGUGGUGCUCUUGCCCGAGUGCCUGGCACCCCGGCUCAUCCGCAACCUGUUAGACCUGCCCAAUUCCCGGCUGGACUUCCAAGUGUGCCCAGCCGAAAGCCUAUCUGGGGAGGAACAGUGCAUACCCUCAGCGCCUGGGGCCCCCAAGGCUCAGUCUGCCACCCCUGGACUGGGCAGCAGGAUCCGAGCCAUCCAGGAGUCUGUUGGGAAGAAGAAACACUGCCUAUUGGAGCUGGGUGUGCGGGGCGUGCGGGAACUGGUCCAGAAUGAGAUCUACCCUAUCGUCAUCCAUGUGGAGGUGACCGAGAAGAAUGUCCGGGAAGUCAGGGGUCUGCUGGGCCGGCCAGGCUGGCGGGACUCGGAGCUGCUGCGGCAGUGCCGCGGCUCGGAGCAGAUGCUCUGGGGGCUGCCCUGCUCCUGGGUGCAGGUGCCUGCCCACACGUGGGGCCACUCGGAGGAGCUGGCCAAGGUGGUGCGCGGCCGCAUCCUGCAAGAGCAGGCCCGCCUCGUGUGGGUGGAGCGUGGCAGUGGCAGAGGCUGCAGCAGCAGCAGCGAGGCCUGAGGGCCCCUUCUGAUGCCUGCGGCUUCCUCAAGCACUGCAGAAGCCACCAGCGGAGACCCUGGUGCCUGCGGCGGAAACUGGUCCUCCCUGUCCUGAGCCUUCCCAGGCCUUUCGGCCUCGGCUCUGGGCUCUCACGGGAGGGAUCUCAGCCCUCGGGCAGAGUUUCCACCCACCCUGUACAUGCUGCUCUGGGCCUUUCUGUGUGCCCCCGUGUCUCUGUCCCCACGCGAGGGUCUGUGUCCCUCCAUCAUUGCUUACCCUGAAGCACCUGAAUUCUCACUCCUGUGUACAGGUUUACACACCCAAGUUCUCACAGGGUAGGCUCCUGUCUGUCCCUACCCCCUGGGCACACGAGGUCUCCUAGGCGCUCAGCCUGUUCUGAUCCCAGGAGCCUCGGGCCUGCCUUUGUGACUCCCACCUGUUGAGCUCACGUUUCUUACACAUGGGCAUUGUGGCUUCCCUGGUCUACUGUCACCUGUGCCCCUUGUGUCUUCUAGUCACACACAUGUCUGUGGUUCUCUCCUGUGUAAAUGUUGUGCCCCACACCCCUGUGACACUUGGGCACUAACACACGUGUUCCUGGUGAGCACACCUAGGACCAUGUUCUCACAGUGCCCGCUCCCUGCCCUGUCCCUUCUCAGGGAGACAGGUGGAGAGGGGGCUGGCUGCUCCAUCCCCAGAAUGUAUGGCUCGUGAAUUUUUAAUGGGCCUUUUUUACUCAGAAGCUGCACAUUAUGGAACAUUAAACAAUUUGUCAUAGAA
This is a messenger RNA of Pteropus alecto (black flying fox), 3896 nucleotides long. It is a transcript of the gene CARD10, whose product is annotated as caspase recruitment domain family member 10. The record is from RefSeq and is a predicted model, not a curated record. The transcript has 20 exons. Gene Ontology annotation, biological process: regulation of apoptotic process. Bases 18 to 3134 code for a protein of 1038 amino acids. NCBI's taxonomy places the organism in Eukaryota, Metazoa, Chordata, Mammalia, Chiroptera, Pteropodidae.